UGGGAAACAGGGACCGCCUGCCCCGACCUGAGAGGAGCGGCCCCAACGUGUGUGUGGGGCCGCAGGGGGAGCAUCCGGAGCCGGGUUUGGGGAGCCCUGCAGUGAGACCCCAAUGGAGCUGCUGGUGCCGCUGAAGGCUCCGAACCGGGAUGUGCUGCGGGAGAGCUACGAGACACUGAUGGCCCUGGCACAGGGGCUGGUCACUGGGAAGGCAGCGGAUCAAGGACCGGGAGCAGGGAUCCAUGUGGAUCCACACACACACCCCCAAAGGAAGCAGAGCUCCAGCUCCAUCCGGCGCAGAGCAAAGCACCCGAACCCCACAGAGCCUCCCGGUGCCACCGGCACCCAUAGAGCGACCGGCACCAAACCCACCCAUGGCACAGCCCAUGAGCACCCGUUCGGCUGCCCCGACUGCGGCAAGAGCUUCCCGUGGGCCUCGCACCUGGCGCGGCACCGGCGCAUGCACACCAUGGAGAGGCCGUUCCGCUGCCCCGAGUGCGGCUGGGCCUUCAGCCAACGCGCCAACCUCCGCAAGCACGUGGCGGUUCGGCACUGCCGGCGGUGCCACCAUAGCCGCGAGCGCCGGCACCGCUGCCCCGUCUGCGGCAAGGGCUUCCCGUGGGCCUCGCACCUGCAGCGCCACCGGCGCGUGCACACCGGGGAGAGGCCGUACACGUGCUCCCGGUGCGGGGACAGCUUCGCGCAGGGCACGCACCUCAACCGGCACCUGCGCCGGCACCUGAGCCGGGCACCGAAGCGGGUGCAGCCGGAUGCGGCCAUAGGGAGCCAUGAGGGAUGCGCAGCAAUGGGUGAUGGUGCCAAGGGAAGGCACAGGCUGGGGGCAAAGAGAAGGACAUGGAAGGGGAUGGAGGGGGACAGCAGGGGGUGA
Messenger RNA from Melopsittacus undulatus (budgerigar), 889 nucleotides. Its product is annotated as zinc finger protein CKR1-like. Gene Ontology annotation, molecular function: RNA polymerase II cis-regulatory region sequence-specific DNA binding; DNA-binding transcription factor activity, RNA polymerase II-specific. The transcript is spliced from 2 exons. The record is from RefSeq and is a predicted model, not a curated record. Gene Ontology annotation, biological process: regulation of transcription by RNA polymerase II. The coding region runs from base 113 to 889 and encodes 258 amino acids. NCBI's taxonomy places the organism in Eukaryota, Metazoa, Chordata, Aves, Psittaciformes, Psittaculidae.